AUGGCUCCCUUCCUCGCCGGGACCGACCGGCGCGCUCCUACUCAAAUAGGACCCUACAACGACUACGCCAUUUUUCGCCCCGUCCGCGACCGAGUCACCCCAGACGGCGCUCAACCCGGGCCUCGUCCUCACACUCACGGGAAGUCUGGGAAGAGGUUCGAUUUCGUCGACUUGACCGUCAACUCAAGCCCGCUCUCACGCCCACAAAGCCAUCGCGGUCCGGUGGCCGAUCGCGCGUCCCAGGCUGCAACCAAGGUCGAGGACACCCAAGCUCACCCGACCUUUUCACCAGACGCCGCACACUGCCUUUCGGACCCCAGUGGCGGCUCAACCGCUGUUUCCAGCAAUGCAGCCUCGGUUCUGGAACCUUCGCCCCCGCCCGUAUCAAUCCAGCCCUCGGUCUCGUCAAUCGACCUCGACGACAGUCUGGAUGCUGAGAUGCCUCGACCACCGCGGCCCGAAGGCUUCCUCAAGGCCCCUCAGCAGUUGACGCCGCCCUCGUCCAAGCGCCCGUCUAGCUACCAGUCCCCCAGGAAUGGCGCCAUCACCAAGAAGCAGACGCCGAAGAAGGAUAUCCCUGAUGUCCGUCAGUUGGCCGCCUUGCUGAAGGAUUGCUCUGCCGACAUUGGCAAAGCUCAUGCUCAACUGUCUCUCUACGCUCUCAAAUCCACCAAAUCCAUUGAAACACGUGUCAAGACCGGUUUCGACUUCUUUUCCAGCGUCAAGAUUGUCCCAGUUGAAGAGCAAGAGGGGACGACCAUGUCUGUUAGAACCAAGCAACAUUUCCGUGGGAGGAAGUCGGACCAAGCCAAAACUGCUCACUAUGUGCCAGUCUGUGUCAAGUCUAACAAGCCUGCUGUGCCCAAGUAUCGGUUUCAUCACACAGAAAUCGCCAAAAAUUUUCUAUCUCCCAACUCCCUGCUCAAAUUUGUGCCUGUCAUUCGAGAUCUUGCGCCCGAGGAAGAGCGAAAAUACAACACCUGGUUAGGGGAGUUGGAGAGAAUGGACGAAAGCUGCGGUUUCAAGACCCUAGGAAGCCGCGAUCAACGAGUCAAUCGAACCAUCAAGAAGGAGAGGACUGCCACCUUGUCACUUUUUCUGGACUCGUGGCUCAAAAAGCUUGCCAUCGACAAUUGCAACCGAGCCACCUUGAUCCGCCACAUGGCCAGCUCAAAUUUGGAUGACGCCAUCACUCCACAGCAGAAGACGAGCCUUGUAAAUCUACACAGCGACGAUUUCGUAGCCGCUACUCCAAGAGCCCUCAAAGCAGCGCGAGUCUUCACAGAUGCCUUUGAUCAGGUCUUCUACCACGGCGGUCCCCAGAACAUGGGCAUCUUGCUGUCAGAUGUCCUGAAGCUCGACAAGUCCGUCGAUGAAAUCGUCGAAACCAAAAAGACGGCCAAGGUCGGUCAAGACGACGCCGACAAGGUGGAUUCUCUCGAGCACUGGAUCGAAACGCAUACUGUAAUGGGAUGCCUUAUAUGCUACAGCAACUCUUGCGAGCACGGAGACUACAGCCUGGAAAAUCACAAGCGCAAUUUUUCCAUGGACUGCAUCGGAAUGUAUGGGCGGAUGUUCUCCGCAAAUCGCGUUGUGUCUUCCACAAAUCCGGUCGAGCAUCCACCAGCUCCACUUCCAUGUGAGCGACAAUGCUACCGAAUCUACGGCGUUGGCGGCUCCGAUGCAGAGUCGAGGCCAUGGACUGAAGACGAAACGUUUUUGCUGCGCGGUCUCUUCUCCAUUCUGGAUCACAAUAAAGUCCAGGUUAAGGCUGAAUGCGCCACCGCAGAGAUUCUUGACAGAGACUGUUGCGAUGUCCAUCGUCAUUUGCAAUCCCUCGACAUCAACCUCCCGCCCAUCACAACGAUUGAUCGACCUAGACCCAAGAAUCUUCCUUGGUACGAUCGCAAAAAGAAGAUGCUCCUCGGCGACUGGCAGGAUCACACCAAUUCUCACGAUACAAAGGUGCGCCCAUCCAAUGAUCCGUGUCAUCACGAAGGCCCCUGCACCGCCGAAAACGGGUGUCCCUGUGUACUCAACGAUGUACUCUGUGAGCGCUUUUGCCGCUGUACGGAGGACUGUUGCGCGUACAAGUUCACUGGUUGUGCCUGCCACGCCAGCGGCAAGACAUGCCUUCAGAAGCAGAAAGAAGGUCGGCCUUGCAUUUGUGUACAGCUGAACCGCGAAUGCGAUCCUGACCUCUGUGGAACCUGCGGCGCUCUCGAACGUGCGGACCCUGCGAAUCGACACGAUGCAGCGCUCUUCCAAACAGGCUGUCAGAAUAUUGCCAUUCAGCGAGGCGUCAGCAAAGCUGUUGUGCUCGGCAAGAGCCAGUUGGAAGGCUGCGGCUACGGUCUGUUCACGGCGGAAGAUAUUGCCCAGGACGAAUUCGUCAUUGAAUACACCGGCGAGCUCAUCGUUGCGGAUGAAGGAGUCAGGAGAGAGGCCAGACGCGGCGAAGCUUUCUCCAUAGAGAAGAGUACAUCGUAUGUAUUCAGUCUCUUGGACUACGAAGGCAUCUGGGUCGACGCUGCUAUUUACGGUAAUCUCAGCCGCUACAUCAACCAUGCUGUAGAGAACGCCAACGUUCAACCGAGCAUUCUCUACGUCAAUGGCGAAUUCCGUAUUCGAUUCACUGCUACUCGGAGUAUCAAGGCUGGUGAGGAGCUCUUCUUCAACUACGGCGAAAACUUCCCCAAUCUCACGGAAAAGAUGAUCAAAGAAAAGGCAGGCGAUGGAGAUGAAGGGGAAGAAGAGAACGUCGUGUCAACAAAACGCGGACGAGGUCGCCGGCAGCGGGCAACAAACGGCUCCGAGAAGUCAGCCACACAGAGGCUUCCAAAGGCAAAAUUUGCCAAAAGCGUUAACACGGGUGCUCGCAAAGAGGCGCCCAAGGUGGCGGUGGACGAUUACGAGGUUUUAGCUGACCUGGACCCAACGCCCGCUCCGAAUCGGAAGCGGAAGCGAGCUGCAAAAAGUGACGAUGAGGAUGAAGAGUUUCACCCCUCGUUGGAAUCCGAGGAGAAUGCCGAGGUGCGAGGUGCGGAGAAGCGGGUGUCAACAUCUAGACGGCGAGGUGGUAUCCGCCGCGUGAGGUCGAUGGGUUCCAUUGUUCCAUCGGAUUCGGAGGGCUCGACGAAAACAACCCCUCGUGAUAAUCGUGGACCCGGACAUUCUUCUGGCUCACAGACUGCUAUUGGUCCUCAGCUGACAGCCAAGGGUCUCGAGAUUUCUACGAAGCCAGCGAAGGGUACAUCGCCCCCCAAAAAACGUCGCGGCCGCCCACCCAAGAUCCCUCGUCCGCCUAGCCCAGUUGUGGCAGCAGGGAUAGAGGUUGAACACGGCGAAGAUGUGAUUCGAGCCAACCCGAGCAUCGUCCGGCUUCCAGAAGGCGAACACGAUACUGUCCCAUCCGGCUUGAACCAGGCUCCCAGGUCUGCUCGUGGGCGCAAGAUCAUGGCGACUGACCUCAGCAAGUCGAUUGAAGAUGCAAUGGACGUCGAUGAAGAUGAGCCAGAGAUUAACGUAACCCCGACAAAAUCUCGAGGCCGAAAGAAAGUUGAGGCCCAAGGACCAUCGCGUUUUGGGCGUACAGCGCGUCACCCGCCCACCGAAUCCGGCGCUGUCGUAGACUCGGACGACGAGCCCUUUACUCUGAGCUCAGCAUCCAGACGGAAGCGCACGCAGAAGCAGGUUUUGGGCCCCUUGGAGAACAACGAUAGCGAGUCUAGCUAUAAGGUGCAGGGCGCUGGUACAGACUCAGAUGAUGACGACGAACCCAUCUCUUCUCUCGAUCGUUCUUCCAGAAAGAAGAAACUGCCAGCUCGGUUUCGGUCGUCAUCAUAUGAGGAGGACUAA
Molecule: messenger RNA, 3858 nt
Organism: Colletotrichum higginsianum IMI 349063
Lineage: Eukaryota; Fungi; Ascomycota; Sordariomycetes; Glomerellales; Glomerellaceae
Product: SET domain-containing protein
Exons: 2
Coding region: 1-3858 (1285 amino acids)
Biological process (GO): chromatin remodeling
Molecular function (GO): protein binding; histone methyltransferase activity
Source: RefSeq, a predicted model, not a curated record